This is a messenger RNA of Paramisgurnus dabryanus, 1795 nucleotides long. RefSeq lists its product as uncharacterized. The record is from RefSeq and is a predicted model, not a curated record. Gene Ontology annotation, biological process: regulation of DNA-templated transcription. Gene Ontology annotation, molecular function: RNA polymerase II cis-regulatory region sequence-specific DNA binding; DNA-binding transcription factor activity, RNA polymerase II-specific. Lineage: Eukaryota; Metazoa; Chordata; Actinopteri; Cypriniformes; Cobitidae.
AAACAUCAGAUUGUAAAAAUAAACCAUAAUGUUUCACAGAAAGAAACUCUGAAGACAGAAGACAUAAAGUGUGAAAAUAGAUUCAGUGAAGAUGAACGCCCUGCAGAUCACAAGAGGACUCACAGUGAGGAGAAACCUUUCACAUGUCAACAAUGUGGAAAGAGUUUCACCUUUCAAUCGAACCUUAGCCGGCACAAGAAAGCUCACAGUGGGGAAAAGCCACACGCUUGCCAGCAUUGUGACAAGAGUUUCUCAUAUGAAAGUCAACUUAAGGAACACAUGAUAACUCACACUGGAGAGAAACCUUACACAUGUCAACAAUGUGAAAAGAGUUUCACCUUUCAAUCAGCCCUUACCAGGCACAAUAAAACUCACAUGAGGGAAAAAGCUUACGCAUGCCAUCAUUGUGACAAGAGUUUCCAAGUUAAAGGUCAACUUAAGAUAUACAUGAGGAUUCACACUGGAGAGAAUGCAAUUACGUGCCAUGAGUGUGGGAAAAGUUUCACCUUUGAAUCGAACCUAAGCCGGCACAAGAAAACUCACACUGGGGAGUCACACGCGUGCCAUCAUUGUGACAAGAGUUUCCCAGAUAAAAGUCAUCUUAAGAGACACAUGAUGUCUCACACCGAAGAGAAACCAUUCACUUGUCAUUUUUGUGGAAAGAGUUUUAGAGAUAAAAGUAGCCUUAAGCUUCACACAAGAAUUCACACCGGAGAGAAACCAUUCACUUGUCAUCUUUGUGGAAAGAGUAUUAGAGCUAAAAGUAAACUUAAGGACCACACAAGAAUUCACACUGGAGAGAAACCGUUUUCAUGUCAUGAGUGUAAAAAAAGUUUUAGAAAAAAAGUUAACCUUCGAACACACAUGAAAAUUCACACAGGAGAGAAACCGCACGCAUGUCUUCAGUGUGGAAAGAGUUUCAGUACGUGGAGCAACCUUAAGUCACACGUAAUAACUCAUAGUGAAAAGAAACCUCACACAUGUCUUCAGUGUGAAAAAAGUUUCACUAAUAACACUGGACUUGAGACUCACAUGAGAGGACACACUGGAGAGAAACCUUACAUAUGCUCUCAUUGUGGAAAAAGUUUUACAAGUGAAGGGACUCUGAAGAAACACAUGAUAACUCACAGUGAAAAGAAACCUUAUGCGUGUCUUCAGUGUGAAAAAAGUUUCAGUGAUAAAUGUGGACUUGAUACUCACAUGAGAAAUCACACUGGAGAGAAACCUUACAUAUGUCUUCAGUGUAAAAAGAGUUUUACAAGCAAACGGACUCUUAAGGCACACAUGACACUUCACACUGGAGAGAAACCGUUCACUUGUCAUCACUGUGGAAAGAGUUUCAGAAUGAAGUGUAACCUUAAUUCACACAUGAGACUUCACACUGGAGAGAAACCUUACACAUGUCAACCCUGUGGAAAGUGUUUUUCAAGCAAAAGCGCUCUUAAGACUCACAUGACAAUUCACACCGGAGAGAAACCGUUCACGUGUCAUCACUGUGAAAAGAGUUUCAGACUUAAGUAUGACCUUAAUGCACACAUGAGACUUCACACUGGAGUGAAACCAUUCAUGUGUCAUCACUGUGGAAAGAGUUUCAGGACAAAAGCUAAACAUAACAUACACGUAAGGAUUCAUACUGGAGAGAAACCAUUCACAUGCCAUGAGUGUGGAAAGAGUUUCUCCUUUCAAACUAGCCUUAAACGGCACAUGACAGCUCACAGUGGGGGAAAUAUAGAGUGAAUUUUGUGCCAUAGUUGCCCAAACAAAUUCAGGGUUUUUCUAGAAGACUAGUAUAAAA